AAAGAGUGGGCGUCAACUGCAUCCUGUGAAUAUCUUUCAGAGCAGGUGUAAAUAUUGUUAUUCGCUUUGGGAGGAGUUGUGCGUGGGUUGAAGUGCGACAGGCGUAUGUUGUCGCGCGGCUGAUAAAUGUAGUGGCAGUGUAUACAUUGUGUUGUCAGUUACUGGGAUUAAGCUAUCGCAUUCUAUUUGUUUAGAACUUCCCAGGUUUUUAAGAGACCGUAAAUGGAUAUAUGCUCUCCACGUGGCCCUAUCGUUAACCUCAGAUUUGUUUACAAGUUGCGCCUUGCGAAAUUUAUUCGGUAUAACUAUGUCUUGUGAUUACGAUGACAGCGAGUUCUUGGACUUUAAAGAAUUGGAAGAACAGAUAACUCAGAUAGUAGACAAUGGAAACCUCGAGGAAAUGCUUCGCAUACAACUAUCGGAGUUUGAAAUGUUACAGUCCAUGUUUUCAAAUCCAGGAGAAUUUUGUGUGGAUGACCCAAGUGUUAUAGCCGAUAUAAAUGAGUUUGUGGACGGAAGGUGUUCUAUCAUUCCACCUCGUUUAGAUUUUAGUAUAAAUUUAUUUAUAGAUAUGGCCAAGUUCGAAGUCUGUGUGAACCUCCCACACGAUUAUCCAGCUACUGAGCCAGAUAUUUUUGUGAGAAGUGACAAACUCAGCAGAAACCAGCAACACAGUUUGAAUAUUGACCUUAGCAAAUUUAUUGCUGAUCUUGAUCGAGGUGAAAUCUGUAUCUGCUCCGCAAUUUCUUGGCUUCAAGAAAAUGCUACUCAUUAUUACGUUGCAAUUAAACCAGAACCACAAGUGAAAAUAUGCGAAGAUGAAGAUUUGUUUACCCGGUACUGGAUAUAUUCUCAUCACAUUUACAGUAAAAUAAAAAGGAGAGAAGUAUUGGAUCUUGCUCAUGAAUUUAACAUCACAGGAUUUUGCCUUCCUGGAAAACCUGGAAUUAUUUGCGCUGAAGGUUCCUCUAUGGAUUGUGGUGAAUGGUGGCAAAAGGUGAAGAGCAUGAACUGGAAAAAGAUCAUGUGUAAGAAGAAGGAAACUUUCAAGUUAAAUGGAGGAGAAAUGGAAGAACUUCGGAAAUUUCCCAGUUUUCGUGAGAUUUCUUUUGAAUCUGGUAAGGGAAAAUCUCAGGAACAUCACAUGGACAUGGGUGAAUUUUAUAGGUAUCUUGCAGAACAUAACUGCAGCUAUGUAUUCAAAGACUAUUUCGGUGUGGAUGGUAAAUGAAGAAAACACCCAUAAAAAUAUUCACUGUUUCUCGGUUUGAAUUACAGUAUGUCUGUAUCACAGCUGUACUUCAUCGCAGUUCUAGUGUAAAUAGUAAUGUAUGAUUACACCUAUUUUCCAAAUGAAGUCUUAAGUAGUUGUACAGGUCAACCCAUUGUUGUUGUUAAGUUUCUCUCACAGAUUUCAUUAAUUCUGUCAUUUAGCUAUUAAAAUUAUGUUUCAUUCCUGUUCUAUUUCUAUUUAAGAAUGGUUUCUUUCUUUUUUUUAAUUUUUGUAUGUUUGAUAUACUUAUGAUCUUUAAGGAAGUCCUCAUACACUGGAAUAAAAUUUAAGCAGCUGUCAUUUCCAUGUAGUAUGAGCAGUACUAAAGUGAACAAAAAUUUAAUCAGUGUUGAGAGUAAUUCCUCGUUGAAAAGACAUUACUGUACUGUGGCAUUCACACCAAUCUUGCGUUUCAUUUUCUAGUUAUAAGUAAUACGCAAUUUGGUGUCAUAUCAUUUUUACAAAACUAGAAUUCAAGUAGUUUCAGAGUUUUAAAAUAUACAACCAGAGGUAUUCUUUGUAAAUACCAGUAUUUUGUAUUUACAUCACAUUUGUAUGCACACAAGAAAAUACGAAUGGGAAGCCUAUAUUUUUGCAUCAUGAGCUGGCCUAAUGUAUUGAUUCGUUUUAUAUAAGGACUCUUAACUCAUUUGGAAAAAAAUACUGGAGCUGUGUCCUUCAGAAGCAUGGGUUUCUAAAACAGGAUAGAUGAGAUUGACCCUAAAAGCACUGAGAAGUAACAGUAGAGGCAGUAGUUCAUCUGGAAUCAUCAAUAAGAUGACAUGGAUGGAAAAGAAAUACAUUAGUGACAAAGUUCUCUGUCUUUGUGCUAUCCCUUUCAGGUUACAAGUUUGAUCAUGUCUUACAGCAUUCAUUGUUUCUCCUUGCUUGUGGACAUUGUUUAAUAGAAAAUGAUUUUGGCAAUGCAUAGAAAUCUUUUAUUUUAAAGAGAAUAACUGUUCCAUAAUUUUUCACUUGUUAAUAUGCAAAAACUACACAGUUUUGUACCAAAGAAAGUCAGUUUUUGCUCUAACAAACAGUUGACUGUUUGAAAAAAUGCAAUAGUGAAUUGCUGUUUGACUGAGUUACGCUACGAUUUUGACUUCAGUGUAGGGACAUUUCAGUUUUCCAGGAUUUUCACUGUUGCCACUUAGGGCACAUUAUAUGACGCACGCACCAUGACAUCAGAGCUAAUCACGUAUGAGAAUUGGAAGAAACUCAAAAAAGCUUCAGAUAGUUAAUGUUUUGUUACAAAUUCAUAAGUCAUUAUUUUUCAGCUGAAAAAAGUAGUCAGUAGGUGAGGUCCAUUUUGGCGUCCAAAAACUUCAAUUCCAUGUUAACCUUUUCCAUGUAACAUGUCAAACAAAUUAAUCAGAGCAAGUUGACGAAAUCCAUUAGAACUUCUUGACAUAAGCUUUUUGACUGUUUCAGUAAGUUUGAUAGCUACACUAGAUUGCUGUCCGAGUAGUCUGUCUUAACACGACUGAGAUUGUCUGUUUCUAAUUCUGUCAUCUCUUUACUCUUUGUCUGAACAAAGAGAGAAAUAAGUAAAAAAUGUGAUUUUCAGUUGCAAGAACAUAAAUUAAAUCUGUUUAUUUACACUCAGUAUUAUGAAAUAAAAAGAGCUGUGAGAGAUGUGGAAACGAUGGUGGGGGGGGGGGGGGGUGCAGAAACUCUUGAACUUUAUGGAUAGAGGUUGGAGCCAGCAAAGAGCAAGAAAAGAAUGAAAGGAAAAGUCUGGUAAGUUAACGCACAAAGUGAUUGGAUCAAAUCAAUCAAAAAGCUCAGGGAAAGGUCAUUUGUAUCAAUAAAUUACUCAUUUAUUUAAAUAAUAAUAUCAUUGCAGGUACCUCUGCAGGUAUCGGAUUGCUGAGUUGCUGUACAAAUUUCUGUUUCAUCCUCAUUAUCAACAUCUAUUGAAUCUCAAACCAUUAUACCUAGUUUUGACAGAAAUAUGUGUUCAUCUUGAUGGUUAAAUGAUGGCCUCCAGGGCUUUCUGUGAAUUGUUAAACACUAGUUAUGAAAACCAGGUAUUUUAUUAAGGUGAACAAGUGUAAAGUGAUCAUAUUGAGUUGCUAAAGAUGCUUUAAUACAGUAGUUAUAAGAUUCCAGAGUUCCUGACAUUAUUGCCUCUUGUGAGCAACUGCUGCAGUAAAAUACUUUCUGGUGUACAAUUUGAUUUUGUGACAAUUGAUACAACCAAAGCUCAUGGCUGAUGAUUGUGAAUUAAUAGCACGCUGAUGUGAAAAAAGCAUUAGUAAAAGUUCACUUCUAGAUUUGCCCAUCAUAUGUAGUAUUUAUAUUUAACCAGAGCCAGAGUUGCUACAAGUUCUGGAAAUCAGGGAAUUUCAAACUUGUCAGGGAAAUUUGAAGAAGACACUCAAAAAAUCUGGUUUUGUGUCAGUAGAUGAAAUGGUUUCUUUACUGAGAUGACAAGCAUUGUCACUGGCUAUGUGCAGCUGAGAAUGUGUGCCACUUCCCUAUUGCUACUUUCCUACCACUCCCUUCAGCUUGCAGUCGGUGCAGCCACCACUUCUUGCUGCUAGCCUAGCAGCUGCCAACAUGAGGCAGGGAGGUAUGAGGAGUGGUUUGUUUGGAUUUAAUUAUGAGUGUCUGGUAGCCUUUUCUACAUAUCUGACUGUAGCUCAGUGAUAAUCUUUAUGAUGAGUUGCUGCCUAUCCUCAUUAGUAUUGAUUCUCAGAUUAUUUGUGCAAGUUAUCUUUGAAUGAUUUGAUCACCACAGUCUCACUUCAUCAUGUGAAUAGCUGGCCACACAAGGAGAUUUUUGCAAUGGACCAAAACCGCAGGCCAUUUCUGCGGGCUUCUCUAACGGAUCAGACCUGCCGAUCUGAAGCUCAUCAUUUGUCACUAAUGUACAGGCCCUGCCCAUCGAAUCUCAUCUCACCAAUCUGCCCGCAGGCUGGAUUUGUUUGUGUGUGGCAUAAUGCUGUGGAUUUUCAUGGUUUAUCCGUGGACCCAGGACAGAGGUGCUCCAUGGCAGUCUAGAGGCCACAGGUGAUGGAUUUCAGGAAAUGCAACACACUCACCUCAAGUUUAUUGUACAGUGCAGCAUUUUAUAGACUUUUAUUUAUUGUAGUACAUUUUGGCACUUCAAAAAUAGUUUAUACGAGGGUUGGAACUUUAAUAGUGCCAAUUAUUUAUUUACAACUCGUACAAAAUAGAUAUGUGUUUCAAAGUUUUACUGACCUUCAAAGUAGUCAUUAGCAUUGUGUAUAACCUGUUGCCAGUAAUGUGGAAGUUGUAGGGUACUCUUAGCAAUGCCAGUUGUGUUGACAGUUCAAGCGGUGCUGUCUAUUGCCUGAUGAAUUUGUAGCAGGUCUGAAAUGAAUGCCAUGAAGUGUUUCCUUCAGUUUAGAAAUUGAGUUGAACUUACUAGGGCUUAAGUUAGGGGAGUGGAGUAGCAUCAGUCAGACAAAUUAGUAACAGCUUGCACUGUACGUGCUUGAGCAUUGUCCUGCAAAAUAGUGGUCAGGUCCUUCAUAAUGUGGCAUCGCUUCUGUCUCUAUGCUGUUCAUUUUUGGAACACAACCAUUGACCCUCUUAGAGACAGAAGUGAUGAUACUUUCUGCAGAACCUGACCGUCAUUUUGUAGGACAACGCUCAAGCACGUUCUGUGCAAGCUGUUACUGAUAUGUUUGACUGAUGGGGCUGCUAAGUGCUAUACCACCAACUGCACUCCCCUGACUUAAGCCCUCAUGAUAAGCCCUCAUGUAGUUCAACUCUAUUUCUAAACUGAAGGAAACACUUUACGGAAUUUACUUCAGAACUGCUACAAAUUUGUCAGGCAAUAGACUGCGCCGCUGGAACUGUCGACACAACUGGCACUGCUAGGAGUAUCCUACAACUUCCACAUUGCUGACAGCGGGUUAUCCAAAACGCUGGUGACUACCUUUACUACUUUCAAGGUCAGUAAAACUUUGAAACACGUAUCUAUUUUGUACAAGCUGCAAAUAAAUAGUUGCCACUAUUAAAGUUCCAAUCCUCAUAUAUUAGAAAUUAUGGACGAUAAGAAGAAGAAAAUUCUGGCAAUCGCUGGUGUUUUGUAUGCUAUGUACUCAUAUAUUUCUCGAAAGAAAAAUCACACAGGUUCUAGGCAUUUCAGUCCGGAACCACGUGACUGCUACGGUCGCAGGUUCGAAUCCUGCCUCGCGCAUGGAUGUGUGUGAUGUCCUUAGGUCAGUUAGGUUUAAGUAGUUCUAAGUUCUAGGAGACGGAUGAACUCAGAUGUUAAGUCCCAUAUUGCUCAGAGCAAUUUGAACCAUUUGAAAAAUCAUACAAUACCUGUAUAAUAAUAAACAUAACACCGUGGGUAAUAAUCGACAAUAAUGAACAUAGUAGAACCAACAUUUUAUUGGCAGUCAUCUAUAGUGUUGGUUUACAUAACUCUUCCCUGCCUUAUAAAUUUCUUUCAAGAUGCCUACUUUUUUUUCUGUGGUGAUAUCUGAAAUCAGUGAAGACAUUUUAAAUCUGUUUUGUGACCCUAAGGAAAUGCGUAUUUUUGUCACCAGUUGUGUUUUGUUUUAUUGAAAUAAAAUAAUAGUGGCCUUAAUGAAACAUAUAUAACAUUUGGCUUGCUUUCUCCUUCUAAAACAUGCCAUUACAAAAGAUGCUGAUGUUGGUACUUUAGAUUUUUGCUAACACAAGGGAGAAAUACAGAAGUCCCUCCUUUUCUUGCCAACUUAUGUCUUUACUUACUCUUGAGAUCUCAAAAUUUGUCAGGGGAAAAUGAUAAAACUUGUCUGGAAAUCAGGGAAAUGACAGGGAAUUUCACUUGGGGGAAACUUGUGGCAACACUGAGAGUGUAUGUACAACUAACUGGUGCCCAUGCCCUGCAAAAGACAGUUUUCCAAGUCAAAACCUAUACCUUAUUUGUGGUAGGUGUAGUUCAGUAUAUUCACGUUCAUAGGGAAACAGUUUUUGUGAUAUCUUUUAUUUUUCCACAGCUGUUCCCACCGCAGGGUCAAGGUCUUGCAUGUGUUCAGUGAGUCUUGGGUUGUUGAUCAUUUUACAUUUUUCUUGAAGCCUUUGGCUGGUAGUAAGUUUUCUCCAACUCCUUUCUCCUGGGGCUUGUCAUUGCUGCAGCUGUGUUGUAUGCCCCAAAAUGUUACAUAUUUGUCCAUCACUUUGUGUAUAAUUGAUUACCACGCCCCUCUUUUUUUCACUGGCAUUUUUAUUUCUUGUCCUGUUGGCCAGUGCAACUCCUUUGGGGUCGUGCAACAUACUAAUCUCAUAUAUGUUAUCACUUUCUGCUCCAAUAGCAACUCUUGUGCUAAAUUAAUUCGCAGAAUUUUGGAGCAAGUCAGUCAAAAAGAUUUGCUGCUCUCCCAUAACUGUCAUAGGUAAAACAAUGUAAGGUGGUGUCUUGGAUUCUCAUUGGGAAGGAUCUUCUUCUUCUUCUUCUUCUUCUUCUCCUUCAUCAUCUGUUAUGCAUUAGGGUUUCCCUCAGCCUGUUGCAGCUACACCCGGUCCUUCCAUCGUUUUGCAGGUCUUCCAAUGGCUCUUUUACCUUGUGGAGUAUCACCAAAAAAGUUGUGGUUCUCUUGAUGUGUAACAGAUGGGAUAUCCAUUUUUGCCGGCAUUACGUUACUGUUUAUAUCGAAAAUAUUUAAUUACUUCCUGAUAUCUGUAUUUCUUUUGAAAUUUAGCUUGGUGUCCUGCUAUGUACUUGAGGAAUUUCAUUUUAUUGGCGUGUAAUCUUAUUUUAUCUUUUGUUUUCAUUGCCCAAGAUCCACUUCCAUAUAAUAAUGUUGGUACUGACAUAACUUCAUAAAAUUUUAGAUAUGUUUGUGUUCGUACUUUAUGUUGGAGGGCUUUUCUGACAGUGCCAUUUAAGUAUUUAAAUUUCUCAAUUUUGUCUUUUUGAUCUAGGUCUCCCCUGUACGACAGCAUGGUUCCUAGAAAUUUGAAUCUAUAUACUUGCUCUAUAAUUUUGUUGUCUAUAAUUAUUUUAGUUCUUAGUGGAUUUUUUUCCACAGAAAGCCAUGGAUUUUGUGUUUUGUAUUGAUAUUGUCAUAUUAUAUAUCUGGCAUGUUUGGUAUAGUAUAGGCAGCUCUCUGAAGUCCAUCUUCAUUAUUCGAAAUUAACACUUGGUCAUCUGGCAAUAACAAUGUCAUAAUGUAAUCUUUUCGAUGGAAGUUAUAUGUAUAGUUCUUGAGUUUCAUUCUCCAUUGCCAUAUAAUGUCGUCAGUGUAUAUAUUAAAAAGCAGUGGAGAGAGGCUGCAACCUUGUCAAACUCCUAAAUUAAUAACCUUUGUUGUUUCUUCAUUAUCCUCAAUUAUUUAAAUUCUUGUGUUAGCAUAGAUCUUUUCAACUACCUGUACAGUGUGUAUUGGUAUACCUCUUCUUAUUAAAAUUUCCAAUAGCUGUCUAUUUACUUUAUCAAUAGCCUUUACAUAAUCAACGAAGAGGAUGUGUGUUUCUUUAUUGAAUUCCUUAUGUUUUCUAUAAUUUGCUGUAGCAUAAAUAUGUUCUCUGUACAGCUUCUCCCCUUUCUGAAUCUAUUUUGUUCUUCUGACAGCAGGCACUCCAUUAUGGGUUAUAGUCUUUUGGUUAUUAUUCUAACAUAGAUCUUAUACACUGUAUUUAAUAGUGAUAUGCCUCUAUAAUUUUCAGGUUUUGAUCUAUCUCCUUUUUUAGAUAUUGGUUUUAUAAGUGAGAUCAUCCAUUCUGUUGGUAUAUCCUUUGUUAUCCAGCAAAGAUUCAAAAAUCUGAGGAACCUAUCUUGAAAUGCUACUGAAGAAUAUUUUAUGAGUUCACUGUUAAUUUCAUCACUUCCUAUGCCUUUUUGUUCUUUGUAUAUCUGAGAGCAUGUUCUAAUUUUUGGAAUUCAAUAUGAUGUGGAUUUGUUUCAAGACCGCAAUCAUUUUGUGUGUUCAUUUCAUCAGUCCACAUUUCCUUGUAAUAAUGCAGCCAUUCUUUUUUCUUUAUUACAUUGAUAUCUGACACGUCCUUUUCACUGUUAUUCAAGUGUCUUACCAUUGCAUAUGCAAGUGUUUGUCUCCCAUAGCCAUUGUUUUCAAUACUGGCAACAAAGUUAUCCCUAUCGUCUUAAUGGAGAUUCCUGCUUAGUUUUUUCACUUCUGCUGUCUGCUUCUUGUAUGCUUCAUUAUUCUCCUGAGUUAGAUGUUGUAGAUAUUUUUUAUAUAGUUUUCUCAUUAUUUCAACAGCCUCCUCAAUUGCUUUUGUCCAAAUCAUGUGGCCCGUUUUCUUCUUCCUGUGUUUUAUUUUACCUAAGGCUUCACUGGCUGCAAUUCUUAAUAUGUUCCCACUCAUUUUCAGUACUCUCUGAUUCUGGAACUGUGCCCAUUAUUGCAUCUAAGCGUCUUUGAUAAAGACUCUUGAUUGACUCCUGUUCUAGUAAGUAGACUUUAUAUACCUCCCUUAGUUGUUCUGGGGAUUUUUUACGUGUCUUAUGGCAACUCUGCUUUAGGACAACUUUUGCUUGUAGCAGGAAGUAGUUUGUGUUAAUGUCGUACCCUCUAUAUACACACACAUCCUGAAACAGAACAUCUGUUUCUUGGUUUGCUAUUAAGCAGUCAAUUAAAUCCUCAGGUGGACCAUGUGUGUGUCUUUGUGUUUAAAGGAAGAGUUUAAUAUUCUGAAGUUGUUGAAAGUUGCAAAAUCUCUUAACAUGCUUCCAAUGUUGUUGACUGUUGUCUCUCCAGCAUAGCCAACUAUAUUAUCUAUUAUUUCCCUUCCUAUUCUUGCAUUAUAGUCUCCACCAAUUAUGAUAUAGUCAUUUCUAUUUAUCAUAUUUAUCUAUUGUUUUCUGUAGAUCUUCAUAGAAUGUCUCGCUUUCUUUCAUUCUUCCUUCCUUUGGGGCAUACAUUGCUAUACAGGUUAGAUAUCCUCUAGAAAUCUUGCAUCUUAUGCUGCAUACCCACUCGUUUAUCCAUGCAUAGCUUAUCAGUCUGUUUGUCCAUUUUUUAUUUUUUACUGUGGCAACUCCAGCUUGUACUCUUUUGCUUUGUUCUACUCCACUGUAUAUCAUAGUAUAAUUUCCUAUAUCUUUAGUUCCUUUCAUUUUCUUUUCAGUUUCUGUGAUAAACACUAUAUAUCACAGCUCCUCUCUUCUAAUAUUUUAUGUAGUUAUCCUUUCUUUGUCGAUACCCCUUUGACGUUCCAUGUUAUUAAGUUUACAUGUUCUGCCGUACCAAAAUCUUUAACCUUUUUCCUUUUCCAUCUGGCGUUCCCUACAUAGCUUGCCAGUAACUUUUUAUUUCACCUGACCGCCUUAUGGGGGCUGCACAAGUAUAGUUGGAUAGUGGGGCUGCCACUUUGGGGCCUUCCAGUGUGCCUCACUUUCUUGUAACAGUUUGCUCCCCUAGGAAAUCUAGCUUCUCUAUGCCUCUAGAGCCCUCCCUGCUCUAUGUUGUGGGACACACUUUGCCUGGCUCCUCUGUGAAGGCCUGUCCGACUUGGGUGGCUCUGCUGGUAUCUACACUACUGUCGGCAUAGUCCUUGACUUCAUUAAGGUGGUGUCCUCUGGGAGGGCUUUGGGAAGGAUAACAAUUUAAAUCCUCUUGCCAUCCAAAUUUAGGUUUGCUGUGGUCUCCCUAAAUCAAUUUGUGCCAAUGUCCCAUCUAUAAUACCUUGUCAUAGAUGGAAUGUUAAACCCUGACCUUCCCUCCUUCCUUCCUUCCUUUUUUCUCUUUUUAACACAAAUUCAAGUACAUAUAACUCAUGGAAAACAAUUACUGCCUCUGCACUGAAAGUAAGAAAUAUAUUGCAUUUGCACCUUUUAGUCGUGAGAGAAAAUUACAGCCCGAGAAUUGAGCCCCAAAUAACUGACAGAAAUGAAUUAUAUGAUAUGCUUGUAUUUUUUGUUUUAUUUUGUGAAGAUCCCUGUUUACUGGUAGAAAGUGAAGGCAGCUUUUUAAUGUUAAUGAAGAUUAGCACUGCUCUCAAAAUUUUUAUUUGUACUGCCUAGUAUGUAGACUAAAUCUGAUAGACUGGAUGUGUUUUAUACAGUAAGCUAUAGAAAACAAGCAGCUUUUGGACAAAUACUAAUGCUUCAUUUAGUAAACAAUGAUCCACUGUUGAGAGGCACUUCUCAUACUUUUAGAUGCUGAUUAGAGCAUUAUGAGAAAUUAGAAGACCAUAUAAUGCAGGAGGUGGGGCACAAGAAGUAAAUAUGUUGAUAUACUUAUAAAAAUAUUUCUGCUCUUUUACCAUAUGGUUCAUGGUGGAUCUUACACACAGCCACAAUGUUUCUUUGUGUGCUAGAUCUAAAACUAGCUUCUGUACAAUACACCACCAUGUUGACACAGUAGUACCUUGUCUCUUGUGAGGUUGUUGUCCAGCUUUUUCUUGUACCUGGAGGAACAAACUAUGAUGGCAUACUUUUUGAUUAUAAAUGGUGUGUUCUACAGAAAGUGCCUUUGUGUCAAUUUACCAGUUGAUUCCCUUUGCAUCAAUAUAUCUGUGUUCUGUCACUCUCAGGGGGUUUCCGGUGAGAUAGCAAAACCAGCUUCAGUCACACUCUUCAUGAGCAUAAAAUUCUUCAAUGAACAUUCAUUCGAUGCACUCACCAACUGCAUGUAACUACCAAUUUGUACUUCCAGAUGAGGCAUUGACAUUCAAACUGACUUCUUGUAUUUGAACUGAUUUUGUUGUAUUCGGACAAUUCCUUCUGUGUGUUUGCUCCAAACUAUACUCUACUAUGGAAGAUACAUACAAGUUAUUCUUUUUUCUGAGCAAUAAUGUGAACAUAAACUAUUUGUGCUAUUUGACCUUUCUUCCAUUUUUAAGGAUUAAUGGAAGUUUGGAUUCUCUGCAGCAGUGGUAGUCAAUAUUAGCCAGUCAUUUCUCCCACACCAUUGAGGCCUGUAAUUGCCAACUGAAUUUUGUUUGACAUGGAGAUGUUGUUGUACUGACUGCAGGUAGUGAUCUAUUAAUGUACUCUUCUUUAUCAAUCGUUAACAUGCAAGCCUACUAACUACAAACACGACCAAAGGCUAUUGAAUUUGUGAACAGUGGCACCCCUGUUCAGUAACAUGUCCAUGUAAAUUCAACUGUCCAUCUAUGGCUUCCCAGUAUUCUUGGGGGAAGUAGCUGGCUUACAUUGGAUCUAGUGAAAAUGGGUGGCACUAUUAUAGGCGGCAGCUGUUUUAAUUGUUUAGAUGUAAAAAAAAGGUUCUUGUUUGGAUAAAAUUUAGCAUUCUCAAAAUUAAGCCAGAGGGACUGCAAACUAGUUACGUGGGUCUAUGUCCUAUUAGUCACUGCUUUCUAAAAAUCUAUGAAAUGAUUAGGAAUGAGAUUAGCCCAUAAUCAGGGGCUAGUUUGUGUUGUACUGUCGAUGGUUCGAAUCUCACUAAUGACAACAUUUUUUUUCUUUACAUUUUUCCUUCAUUUUUUACUUUUAUUGCAAUUCCAUAUUUCUGAAUAAAUGUAAAUUAACAUAUGUUUAAUCAUAAUAUUUUAAUAAAAUGACUAUCAAGAUUCGAAUUAUCAGUAUUACAGUUUCAGGAUUUUUUGCUCUAAGCACUCAACUACAGAUUGUUUUUUACUUGAUAGCUUGCAAGUUCUUUUGAAAAUUGUGCCUUCCUGCUUUAGAAAACUGAUGUCUGUGCACUGAGCUUCAGCUGCCAUAAGUAUGAAGAAAGUUAGUGUUCAUCCUGUAAAGUCCCCUUGUUAGUUAUGUAACUUUUAAUGUUUGUUACUUACUGUGUCUUGCUGACUUUUAGGGCUUGAUUAUUGGUAGACCUCUGUAUCAAGCAAGUGGUCUGUUUCUCUAUGAGUUUUUUCUCAAAAUGGGUAACAUGGAACACAGUUUGGGAGACAGAAAGAGAGAGAGAGAGAGAGAGAGAGAGAGAGAGAGAGCGAGCAUGUGUUUCUUGCAGAGAUGCCUGUGGGAAUUUUGGGAGACCACUCCAUGUGUAAAACAUGCAGCUACAAUUGUUGCAGCUAAUUGAAGUUGGGUGGAGAGGAUCAGAGUCAAUUUUAUCAAAGGAUUGUCACCUCUGUUGAAGAUUUAGGUCCCAUCUCACUUAUGCAGAACAUCUCCAGCUGAGAUGGUUAAGUAACAGAGUAUUUAGAUUUAUGAUUGCACUCUUCAAGAUCUUUUUGAACUGGCCCUUUUAGGGUUUUAGAGACACUUCUUGGAGAGAUUUGUCCAGGAAUUCUUUCAUCGCAUAUGUGCUGUAUGUGACCAGUUCAUCUACGUGGCUAAUGACAAUGCUUCAAUAUGGUUUCAGUAAGACGUGGAACAUUGGUUAUCUCAUCCUCUCUUUUGAAUUUCAUAAUUGACUGAAGUUUCUGGUAGUGAAAUGUUGUAGUUUCUUAAUGCUAAGGUGGUAAAGUGCCUAGCUUUCAUAGUCAAGCAAGUAAGAUAGAAACAACUACAAUCUGGUAUUUGACACCAAUUUCAUAUAGUUGUUCACGGAUCUUUUGGGAUAAAUCUGUUACAUUCAAGUGGGACUGUGUUCAAAUUGUCCUCCCAACAAGACUUAAUUUUCCCAUGUUUUCCUUCAGUCAUUUUGGUGACUGCUAGGAUCUCGAUUUGAAAAGAAAGCCAGUGAUUUCCUUUCCUAUCCUUGUCUGAUAUGAUCUUGACUGCUGUCUCUGACAACCCCAUGUUUGCCAGGAUGUUGAACCCAAAUCUUUGUUUUAAAAUGGAAGUGAAGACAAAGCUUUGUGGUCAGCGUAGGUACUGUUGUGUAUCUCAUUUUUGGAUGCCACUAUAAAACAGAAUAGUUUGGUAGGAUAUUUCUAGGUUCAUGUUACACAGUCAUUUGGUUUCCCAUGUGUUCACACUCCUUACAGAAGGCUCAUACAUAGAUGAAACAAUUGGCAAACAAUUGCUGUUCUUCAGAUAUGUGCAUUUUGAAAACAUUGUGCUCUAUACAACUGCACCCUUAAUACUUAGAUGAGCUUGGGUAAUCUUUUUCAAGAGAACUGUGGUGUGAUUAAAAUGUUCAUCAUGUUGGUAUCUAUUUUCAGUACUCUUUUUUUUGUAGCUGAUGUCUUGUGGAGUGUGGCAACCAACUCAGGACAAAAAGUGUAGAUGUGGAUAUGCAGCCUACCCAUUUGCCAUUGUAAAUCCCUGUGAGGCUUCUUUUGUACAAAACUUGAAUAGUAUUACCAUUAAGGAGUGUUUGGACAUGGCAUUUUCUGAGUCACGGGGUAAUUGGUUUCUGUUGCUUUCUGGAAGAUUAAAAUUGUAUGCCAGCUAAGGACUUGAACCAGGUUUUGAACUCUAUUCUGGCACACAGUUUUGAUCUGCCAGGGAGUUUUACAGAAGCACUUAUUUCAUUACAGAAUGACAGAUUCAUUUUGGAGAUUUCGAUUUCUCUUGCAGCUCUGUGGCACAGUAGAUCUUAUAAACUGAACCCCAAGAGGAGCAAAGACUUACUGAAAUUCAAGACAUUCCAAAGCUUGUUUAGCAUAAUUGUUUCUAGACACAUUUCUGAUAUAAAAUGUUUAUGAAUCAGAUUGUGUUUUAUUUCUAGUCCUCUUCAUCAGUGUAAUCGUGAUUUUUGAUUUUUCUUCCAAAUUUAGAGCCUUUAAAUUAGCCCAGUGUGUUUUAUCAGUGUGUCCAUAAUACUUACUUUUUGGCUGUAUUUUGAUAGUGAUUAUUACACAAGUAUCAACAAACAAGAUAUGUCAGAUAUAACAUUUACCAUACAUUUGCCAUCUGUUCAGGAAUUUGUACAGAGCUGUGAUAGUGGGUUAAUAAUAGAAACAGCUUAGUGCAUUUACUCAUGUGACUCAGGACCUGAUGUAAGUGUUUCUCAUUGAUCAACUUGGAUGGCUCAUAUGUCAAGUGUCCAUAAAUGUAAUUUUCUUGGGGAGAGAGAGAGAGAGAGAGAGAGAGAGAGAGAGAGAGAGAGAGAGAGAAUUCCUCUUGAAUAAUAUCCUGGGAGUUGCCAAGAUAAACUUCUCUUUCCAGUGUGUGGAACACUGCCAACAUUGCUGCAUGCCCUCACUCCAUGAGACAUGGUGGAGAGUUUUGGAAUUUAACACAUAGAUUGGUGUAAAGUCUGGAGAGUUAAUCAGGAAGUUUGCAUCACUACCUCUCUUUCUUUCUUGCCAGCCAAAUAUUGAUGAUGAAAAUUUUCCUACUGCUAGAAUUCAAACUGACCACCUACAAUUUGAGUGCAAUAGGAAUCAGAGCUCAAGAGCUCUGCAGCUGUUAGAGUUUCAUUGUGCUAAACCGAUGAAGUACUGUUAAUAUAAACUGCAAAUAACUCCCCUGGAAAUAUUUUUAUUUUUUGGUACAGGUUUUUGCUGUACUAUUCAUUUAUUUACCAAUAGUGGUAAGUUACACAACAUGUUCAUUUCGGCAGUUUGCCAUUAUCAGGUGUACCUGUGAAGAUGGUAUAAGAUAUAAUAUUGUUCCUUAUGUCUGUGUUAAUCUGUGUUUAUUUAUUGCACAUUAUGUCUUAGCUGGUAUGACGUAGUCCAUAUUGCAUCUUGGAGCAUAAAUGUCGGUUGUGUUUUUGUCUUGUUGUGAUCAUGUUAUUUAUACAUACUUUUAUUUGCAUGAUCCCAAUGAAAUUAUUUUUGACAGUUUGGGCUUUGGCAAUGCUAUAUGCUUACAAUGAAAUUUAUAUUUCAUGGAAAGUCAGUGAUUAUGUUCAAUUUUUUAGAGAUACCUGUCAAAAAUAAUUUUACCAGGAUCAUGCAAAUAAAAGUACAUGUAAAUAACAUGUCACUGACAUAACAAAAAGGCAACUAACAUUCAUGCUACAAGAUGUGAUAUGCAUCGUGUCAUUUCACUAAGACAUAAGCAUAAUGUGCUGUACAUAGACAUUGACUAAUACAGAUGUAAGGAACAAUAUCAUACCACCUUCAUAAGAACACUUGAUAAUGUCAAAAUUCCAAAACAAACUCGUUGUGUAACUUGUAUCACUACAAGCAAAUAAAUAAAUAAAUAAAUAGUGCAACAGAAACCUGUACCAAAAAAUGAAAAUAUGUCAUCAUUCAACCUCAUGCAUGCUGUGGGCCCACUAGAAAGAAUUUGAAAUCCCCUGGAAAUAUUAAGAGAUGAUAAACCUUAUGUGUCAGUCUUAUUCAUGCUAAUUUUGUUUACCAUGUUAUUAAUGCAAUGAGUGAAUAUAACUUACUCAAUGUAUAGUGGAAGUAUUGAGCAAAGGGUAAUCAUCAAAACAAGAACAGGGGCAUAGUAGCUCAAAUUAUGUACUUAUGUACUACUUCAGAGCACAACCAGGGGACUGAAGGAAGUGUAUUAUAUCUGUGUUAAAAACUAGAAUGUCACAAAUCUUCAUAGUUUCUGUGAUACAGCUGAUAAAAUUGUAACUAUUUUGUCCACAGCUUACCUGUGGUGAUAAGGUAUUUAUAAAGUAUUUCUUGUUCUGUAAAAUUUUAGGAGAACAGCUAAUUGUGUGGAACUUGUUACAGACACCUGGCAGUUCUCCCAAAAUUUUAUAGAACCAACAGUAUGUCAGGAAAUUUUAAAUUUAACAAGGUAUUUCUUGACUGUAGAAAUGUAAAAUAGUGAACAAUUAGUUCCAAUAUCACAGGUCUUUUGCCGCCAUGAUGUUUAUCUAGUGGCUGGCAUCCACAAUGAAAUAUUGUACAAAGUAUGCUUUGUGGUCUCUUGAGAUUUGUUUCACUGUAAUAGGCUUGUAUAAACCUUGUACUGCGCUACCAUAUUUCCUGGUGGACAUUUGAAGAUUCAUUAAUUAAAACCAGUUGUGAUAGUAAAUCACUUGUGUGACUGGUGAUUAUUUUAACCAGUAAUGUUGGUUCUUGAGAAACUUUUAUGGUGGUAAUAAGUACUGUUAUCGAAUAGAUUUACACAAAUAAUGCAUUUUUUUCUUUCAGUGUAAUAAAAGGAUGUAAAAAAAGUGGACAGACAAGCAGUAAAAAAUUUAUCUAGAUAGGAGCAGAAUGAUGUGAUUUUAUUUUUGGUGUCAGAUAUUCUGCAUUACUUUCUACAAUGUGAUCACUGUACUUGCUUGUAAAACGUUAAAACCUGUGAAUUUUAUCUCUAACUUUUUAAUUGACACCAUCAAUGACAACACUGUUUGGUUUAUUCCAUGCUUCCAUUCAUGAUUCCUCGGCUGUUUCAAUGUGUGUUGUAUUUUGUUAGCUCCAAAGCAUAUCAGAACAUCUUGUGUUGCAGAUUUGAUGUAGUGCUAGCUCUCAGUAAAAUAUGCUGGUAAAAUGAGGUAGAAAAUGCUUGUCACUUCAGGGCAGUAAAUACAUAUUGCUACUUUUUACAUAUGCUAAGAUUAUGCCUGAUUCACACAACUAUGUCUGCUAAUUUAUUUUAUGACUCUGAGCUUGAGUACAAAACUUGGUAGUGCUGUAAUAUCAGACACAAGAGUGCUUGCUGUUUUAUUUGUGAUAGUGUAAAUUUCUAAUAGUAAUAUUGAUGUAGGUGGUGUUUUCACAGCAGAGCUGUGUACACUAAAUGAGGUGCCUAAAUCUUUUAUAGUUUAACUAAAAGUUAUCAUUGUGUAUAUAAUUAGCAGACACUGUGAUGUUAGUGUUAAGCAGAUAUUGAAAUCUCCCUUUUGCAGAAAUAAGUUUGAAUCAUAUUGUAAGCUUAAAAUUCUAUGAUGUGUAGUAGCAUGAAAUGCUGUGCCAAGAUUCCCAUUUUUGCGUAUAAUUACUCUAUGCUCUAGUAGUAACUUGGUUAUAGUUAGUUGUUUCUACAUAUGGAUUUUAGAUUUGUUUAUGCAACCAUGGUUGGGUUUUAUGAAGUAUUAACUUUUUUGUUUAAAUAAUUCAUUUAUUCACAGUAAGGUGCUUUUAUGUGAUGUAUUUAAGGAACUUUUUAUAAUGUAAGGCAGCUUUUCCUGUGAAUGUGUAUGUAGCGUAAGUUAGCCUGGUAUGCUGGGAAUGUGUAUCUCCACUUUAUUAAAUACAUGUUUGUUUGGUUUACUGUUGCAAAACAACAUAUGAUGACAAUUUAAUGAACUUCAUUUCAUUUUUUAGGACUCAUAGAAAGUAAUAAUGGCAACUAAGGUGGGAUAAAUUUCAUUUUGAUUUAUUAAUGUUCCACAUACUUGGUUUGUGUAUUGCUGUGCCUGCUAAAAUGUUUUAAGCAAUGGACAUUUACUCAAUAACAAAUAUACACUAAAUAAUGGAACUAUAUAGUAAUUUUGAUAAAGAUUCCUGUAUUGGUUGUAUAUUUUGGAGAAAGAUAGCAUUGGUAAAAACCAUAAUUUGUCACUGCCAUAUUCUGACCAAGACUUCUGGUAGAUAUUUCUUACUAAGAGCAUGCCAUAUUUUGGUAUUUAAGGGAUUGUGUCUGGCUAACACCACUAAGAAGAUGCAUUUUUUUUCUACCAGAAAAUGCUCAUUGUUGUACUGCCUACACUUUUGUGAAAGUAGAUCUUCAGCUGUUGCUGUAUUCAUGACCAAAAUAUCAAAGGAGAAGAUGGUGUCCAAUAAAAUGUCACUGCUUGUUA
This is a messenger RNA of Schistocerca gregaria, 17676 nucleotides long. RefSeq names its product RWD domain-containing protein 2A-like. Bases 308 to 1231 code for a protein of 307 amino acids. Lineage: Eukaryota; Metazoa; Arthropoda; Insecta; Orthoptera; Acrididae. The record is from RefSeq and is a predicted model, not a curated record. The transcript is spliced from 3 exons. Gene Ontology annotation, molecular function: protein binding.